UGGGCUUCUCCUGCGCGCCGCCCGGUGUCUGGCCGAGUCCAGGGAACCGCGGCGCCUCGUUCCGAGGAGCCAUCGCCGCAGCCGGAGGCCGGGUCCCGGGUUGGGGACUGCAGGGGAAGGCAGCGGCGGGAGCCCCACCGGGGGCCUGGGACUGGGGAACUGCCUCCGGCUUCACGAUGCCAGUAUGGACAGAAUAGCUUAUGAUGCUUAUCCCCACCCACCACUUCCGAAACAUUGAGCGGAAACCAGAAUACCUCCAGCCGGAGAAGUGUGUCCCACCUCCCUACCCUGGUCCUGUGGGAACCAUGUGGUUUAUCCGUGACGGCUGUGGCAUCGCCUGUGCCAUCGUUACCUGGUUUCUGGUCCUCUAUGCGGAGUUUGUGGUCCUCUUUGUCAUGCUGAUUCCAUCUCGAGACUACGUGUAUAGCAUCAUCAACGGAAUUGUGUUCAACCUGCUGGCCUUCUUGGCCCUGGCCUCCCACUGCCGGGCCAUGCUGACGGACCCCGGGGCGGUGCCCAAAGGAAAUGCCACUAAAGAAUUCAUCGAGAGUUUACAGUUGAAGCCCGGGCAGGUGGUGUACAAGUGUCCCAAAUGCUGCAGCAUCAAGCCCGACCGAGCCCACCACUGCAGUGUUUGUAAGCGGUGCAUUCGGAAGAUGGACCACCACUGUCCCUGGGUCAACAACUGUGUCGGCGAGAACAACCAGAAGUACUUCGUCCUGUUUACAAUGUACAUAGCUCUCAUUUCCUUGCACGCCCUCAUCAUGGUGGGAUUCCACUUCCUGCAUUGCUUUGAAGAAGAUUGGACAAAUCUCCUGAAAGCCUAUGGACUGAACAGGGAAGAAAUGGCAGAGGCUGGAAUCUCUCUUCAUGAAAAAAUGCAGCCCCUUAAAGUCAGUUCGACAGAGUGCAGCUCCUUCUCUCCACCCACCACGGUGAUUCUCCUUAUCCUGCUGUGCUUUGAGGGCCUGCUCUUCCUCAUUUUCACAUCAGUGAUGUUUGGGACCCAGGUGCACUCCAUCUGCACAGAUGAGACGGUCCUGUGUGCUGCUAGGCGCAGCGUAAUGCAGUCAAAGUGCUGAUUGUGAAGACAGGCGUGUGUUCCCACUGCUGAGAAGCCACUGAGACCUCCCUUGAACCUGUGGCCUCCCCAGCAAACAACUGCCAAGAUAUCAAAGAAAGUCUGUAUGAAGUGGAUCCAAAUUAUUAGCCUGCCCACCACUCCUUCUACAUCUCAUCAGUUGAACCCAUCUCUAGACCAAGGGCCCUUUGGGUGAAGAACCAUUCCAGAAGGGAAAGAGAAAAGAACAGAACCCAGAGACCUCUAGAUGGGAGCAGCAGCCGGUGAGUAGUCUAGAGCCAGGGGCAUUGUAGCAGCCUGGAUACAUGACUGUCCAUGUCCUGACUUUUGCUUUCCAUGUGUGGGCUUCAACACCCAUGUGGCUUUUUCUUACAUUCUUUAAAUACAUAUCUAACUUAGGAUCACCUCACAGAAGAGAAAGAAUUCACAGUGAAGCAGAAACAAGCCACUGACCAGCGUACUCUCAAACUGAAACCUUCCUUUUCCCACCCUCUCCCUCAAGAAAGCAUCUGCUAACUUGAGCAGCGUGAUUGCCAUAGCAAAGCAGAGUGGCCCCCUGGGAACCCGCUCUGUUGUGGCACAUGCGCACACAGGAACCGGUGAAGCUGAUCCAAGAGUGAUGACAAGCACUGCAGAGGGAUGUUUGCCAGAAGCCUUCUGGGGGACACACAUGCUCUAACACGGACAUAGAAUGCCCUGGAUUUCUGCAGUUGAGGCUGUAGAGUCUGGUGACCAAGUAUUUGAGUCCUGGCUUCAGUCUUUUGUUCAAAUCUCUGCUUGGCUACGUACUACCAUACCUUACUACCAAAAUACGACCUUGAGCAUUAACUUCUUUAAGACUCAGUUUUCUCAUCUGUAAAACGGGAACGAUAAUCUAAAUCACAAAGUUAAUGGAAGAAUUAAAUGAGGGUGAUGAAUGGGAAUGUAUAGUGUCUGGCCCUGGUAUGGCUGUAUAAAUGUUAGCUGUGUUAGAGCUGCGCUUUUCAAACCAUUGGUCAUAACCAUUCAUGGUUUGCAACCAGCAUUUUUUUCAAGAAAAAAUUUUAAUGCAUUACAUAUUGCAGGGUAAGUAUUGUUUUAUGAAGCUUAGGGGCUGUGUAUAUAUGUGUUCUGGAAUGCAACAGAAAAAUAUUUCCUCUUGUGGGUUACAAUAUAGAAGUAUGAAAUCUCUGAUGAGGAGAGACAGCGUUAUCUGGCCAGCUGUGAAGAGACGCAUUUGCCUAGGCUGCUGCCUGGGGCUCUGGCUUUCUACAUGACGGUGCAGGGAGCAGCCUGUUCUCCCUCUCUGGGGCUGAGCUGAGUCUGCACAGACUCUUCUUGCUCGGGAGCCUUCGUCCUAAUACAUUCAUUUUGGGGAGUUGGUGAGUUUGUUCACAGAUCACAGCUCAUGUGUCACCCAGGCUGACUGGGCCAAAAGGCCUUGUCAUAUACUCUGCCAGAGCUGCUGGUGUCAACUACAACCCCCUGACCAGAAAUCGACCAUUUUUGUUUGUUCUCUUGAGCCUGAAGCUAGCGUUACUGCUCCUCUACAAACCUCAAGCUUAAGAACUUUGCCUGCAGGAUCCCUUAAAACCAUGCAAAACUCAAAAUUGUGUCCUACCAGGAAAAAGCAGCCCUCAGGCCAUUUAUUACAUCAGAUUUGUUUGCAGUGUUUUCUUUCUGGACUCACAAGUAGUCAGUACUCCCUGAACAUUUGUCCACUUGACUGCUGAAGACCUCUGGUAGACAGGCCAGGCUCUGCCUGGAAUACUUUUAUGAGCUUGGUGAGGAGGUUGAGUAUAAUCCAAGAGUGCCUUUUGGGAGCAUGCCACAUGAAUGGCAAAUAAUCAUCCUGUGGGCUCUUGGCUUCAUUUCCCUUCUCUCUGACUGAGCUCAGCCUGGGCACAGUGGGGAUUUGCACAGUGGGGAAACAUGUUGGGCAGAAAAAAGACACUAGUUCUGCUCCCAGUUCUGCUGCAUAACAAGCCAGAAGAGACUUGGCCAUUCUCAUGGCCUCUUGGAACUUAUAUUUCUUCCCUAUCUGCCAAGCAUCAAUACUCAGACCCAUCUCACAAGGAGGCUAUAAAAACCUAUGGUCAUGGCUUUGAGUCCAAGUCAGUGAGGAUGCAGCCAAUCUGUCAUUUCUGGGUGUCUCCUCUGUAGCCCAGUCUGCCAUAUGGUAAUGUCCCAGCUCUUGUGCUAUCAAGUUAAAGCACCUUUCUCGACAGACUGCAGAUGAUCACCCAGGAAGGGAAUGCAGAAUACCCAAAGCAAACCAUCUCAGUGGUCACUGCUUCUGUGCCAAGAAGGGAGGCCUGGCGAGGGGCCAGUCAGGGAGCAGCAUGGCAUCCUGUCUCAUGCCCCACAUGAAGGUCCCUCUAGACUGUGUCAAUAAGAUCCAUUUUCUGAAACAGCUAUUUUUGUUCUGAUUAUAAAAGUAACAUUGGCUCAUUGGUGAAAACUUAGACUGUGUGAGAAGUCUACAGAAAUAAAUACAAAUCAUCUAGAAUUCCAUCACCAAAAGUAACCACACAGGCAAAUGUUCCAAUGUCAUGUAAAAUUGUAUUAACACCGUCUUGUAUAGCUGCAUAGCAUUCUGCUUUAUAGAAUCAUCUGCUUAACCAUCAUUAUUGGGCAUUCCUCUUGUUUCCAACUUUGUAUGAUUAUAAUUCAGUGUUCAAGUUUAUAUUGCAUAAAUCUUUGCUCAGACUCUUAUUUUCAAAUUUUUUAUUGUGAAAUAACAAAA
Sapajus apella (tufted capuchin) is the source of this 3806-nucleotide messenger RNA. RefSeq names its product zinc finger DHHC-type palmitoyltransferase 3 (gene ZDHHC3). The transcript is spliced from 8 exons. Bases 201 to 1082 code for a protein of 293 amino acids. Gene Ontology annotation, molecular function: protein-cysteine S-palmitoyltransferase activity. The record is from RefSeq and is a predicted model, not a curated record. Gene Ontology annotation, cellular component: Golgi apparatus; endoplasmic reticulum. Gene Ontology annotation, biological process: protein targeting to membrane; peptidyl-L-cysteine S-palmitoylation. Lineage: Eukaryota; Metazoa; Chordata; Mammalia; Primates; Cebidae.